Molecule: messenger RNA, 392 nt
Organism: Pyricularia grisea
Lineage: Eukaryota; Fungi; Ascomycota; Sordariomycetes; Magnaporthales; Pyriculariaceae
Exons: 2
Coding region: 45-203 (52 amino acids)
Source: RefSeq, a predicted model, not a curated record
CAGGAAAUGGCGACGUAUAAUUUCUCCUCGAUGCACUAUAAUUAAUGGUAACUGUAACUUGCUCUCAUACAUGUCGACCAAAAAAGAACGCCCUUGAAGCAAUCAUCAUGCUGAGAUACAAUGUCAAUCCCAAUGAUUGUCAACCCCAGAUUCUUUUUCCCGCACAGCUUUCAAGAGAAUCGACACAUAAUUUCCGCGAGUAGAUCACUGCCCGGUAUUGCAGAGCUACUUGGCAGCAUUGCCACGUAAACUACAGUUUGGAAAAAAAAAAAUGGAUCGAUCAAGACAAAGUUGCUUUAGACCCUGGGUGUUUCUCGUAUUUUUCUGCAGAUCUGGAGGCCCGCGCAUAACUACGGCCCGCCUAACAGCAAGUCAAGCACCCCAACCACAUC